Nezara viridula (southern green stink bug) is the source of this 1067-nucleotide messenger RNA. Lineage: Eukaryota; Metazoa; Arthropoda; Insecta; Hemiptera; Pentatomidae. The record is from the annotation of a GenBank genome assembly.
UUAUACAACCAGAUACUUACUAUUUAUGAGAGGGAAGUAGUCAAUUUGAUAUUCAAUCUGAUUUGAAAUGAUAAGUAUUCUGUGGAAAAUGGAAUUCCUAUGUACCAUUAUUGUAGUAGUUUUUGCUUUCUUGACCAUCAUGUACAGAAUUAACAGGUUUAAAACAGUUAAAAUUAAUAAAGAUUCAGUAUUUAUCACUGGUUGUGAUUCUGGUAUUGGAUUAUAUUUUGCUAAACACCUAGCAUCUUUGGGAUGUAUGGUGUUUGCUGGGGUAUUGGAUUUAAGAAGUGCUGGAGUCAAUGAAUUGCUCGAUCUUCAUUCUAAAGGAGAAAUAAGAAUUAUUAAGGUUGAUGUUACUAACGAUGGCAAUAUUAAGAGUUGUUUAAAAGAAAUUGAACAGGAAAUAGUUAAGAAACAAUUAGAACUAAUUACAGUUAUAAAUAAUGCAGGUGUGAUGGUUUUUGGUGAAUUUGAAUGGCAAACUGACGAACAGAUUAUGAAACAAAUAAAUGUAAAUCUUUUAGGCUAUAUGAAAAUUGCCAAGACAUUUCUUCCUCUUUUACAUAAAUUUAAUGGGCGUCUUAUAAAUGUAAGCUCUCACUGCUCAUUAGUACCACUUCCCUGUCUUUCAGUUUAUUCUGCAACAAAAUCUGCUAUAGAAGCGUGGUCUUCUUCUCUGGCUCUUGAAUUGCAUAAAUUUAAUCUGCCAGUUAUAACGAUUCUUCCAGGAUCAUAUGUACAACAAAGUGGUAUAUUAAAAAACCAUCAGAAACAAAAAGCAGAAAUGUGGCAAGAAAUGAGUCUUGAUCAGAAAGCAUUCCAUAAAGGAUAUUUUGAUCCAGUGAUGGAUUAUAUGUCUGCUGUAUACAAUCCAGGACCUAUCAAUGAUCCGGCACUACUUUCAAUUCUUAAAUCUGCAGUAUUUUCUUAUAAACCUAAGCAAACCUAUAUUAAUUCACCAUGGCGCUACUCCUUAUAUCAUAACUUGAUCAAUAUAGCAGGACCAUUUAAAAAUCUUAGGCGCUUUUUAAUAAUGUCUUAUAUCAGCUUGCCAAAAUAUAAGUAAU